Symbiodinium natans is the source of this 555-nucleotide messenger RNA. The record is from the annotation of a GenBank genome assembly. Lineage: Eukaryota; Dinophyceae; Suessiales; Symbiodiniaceae.
AUGAGCCAGUUCCAGUCGACCAUGGCCUCAGUUGUGUCGCCGCUGUUGCCUGCAUCGCAAAUCUCUGCUGCAGAGCGCCACACUGCGUCGGAGCAGAAGGCCUCGGCUACUGGACUGAGCUACUUCCCUGGAGGCGAUCCUGGGCGCUCAAGUCAGCCCCUGCCGGAGGCCCACCAGCUGUACAGCUAUGGACAGCGCCAGAUUGGUUACACGAACGACCUGGCUGUGCCUCAAUACAAUCGAGGCGUUGCCAUAGUCCAGGACAGGAUCGGCGCACCGCCGCAGCUUGGACACCAGAUCGUUCAUAGCGACGAGGCCAUCCAGAACAGCAACUGGAGUCACAUCGGUCCAAUGCUGCGAGUACAUGAUGGAACUUACUGGAGCUCCAAGGCUUCCACCGACGUCGCCGACUUUGAGCUGAAGGGUGCUCAGUGGGGACAAGCCGUGGAUGUGCGUGGCUUGCAGAACGUGGUUCAAAGAGGCGCGUCGCGAAGCAAGCAGGCAGAGGCCAACUUCCAUCGCUUGUACAAACUGAGGAACGGCGGCUACGCCUGA